Molecule: messenger RNA, 3633 nt
Organism: Paralichthys olivaceus (Japanese flounder)
Lineage: Eukaryota; Metazoa; Chordata; Actinopteri; Pleuronectiformes; Paralichthyidae
Source: RefSeq, a predicted model, not a curated record
CACAGAUGCAUCUACUCGCUUUCCAACAUGGCGGCCGCUGGCACGUAGGAGCUUGUUUUUCAGGAUAACCUAACGGAUUAUCGUCAUUUAAGGAUCACCUGCGAGCUGCUUGGUUUCCAGAACCAUCACUACAGCGUCAGUGGGAUCCCGCACCUCGAUAUACUUGGCUUUCACGAGUUUCCGGGAGAUGUAUCGUCGCGGAGCCGCCAAGAAAGACCCCAACAACAAGCCUGCGAAGAAGGACGUGAGUGACAGUGAUAAAUACGCCGACCUCUUGGUGUUCGGCUACGCCUGCAAAGUGUUCCGAGACGACGACAGGGCUCUGUACCACGAACAUGGAAAACAGCUCAUCCCGUGGAUGGGGGACAAGAGCAUCACGAUUGAUAGAUACGAUGGGCGUGGUCACUUACAUGAUCUUUCAGAGUAUGACAGCGGGUCAUGGAAUACGUCCUACCAGCUAUCAGAGGAGGAGGCCAGGAUCGAGGCGCUGUGCGAUGAGGAGAGGUACCUGGCUCUGCACACAGACCUGUUGGAAGAAGAGGCCAGACAAGGUGGGCAAAAAGAGGCAGAGCCUGAGGAGAGCGAGGAACCGUUUGUAGCUCCCCCGGGGCUCGCUAUCCCUCCUGAUGUGGAACUGCCGGCAACCAUUAAGACCCAUAAUAUCAUCGAAAGGACGGCCAACUACGUGUGUCAGCAGGGUGCUCAGUUUGAGAUAGUGCUGAAAGCGAAGCAGUCCGGUAACUCCCAGUUUGACUUUCUCCGUUUUGACCAUUACCUGAACCCUUAUUACAAACACAUCUUGCGGGCCAUGAAGGAAGGGCGAUACAACCUUGUCUCUGCCAACAAACAAGAGCAGCAGCAGGAGUCAAACUCCGACGACUCGGAUGAUGAUGGGGAUGGCAGUUACCUUCAUCCUAGCCUGUUUGCCCCUAAGAAGUGCUCUCGUCUGGAGGAGCUGGUGAAGCCUCUUAAAGUCAUGGACCCGGACCAUCCUCUGGCCGCACUUAUAAGAAAAGCCCAGCAAGAAAGAAAUGGCACUGCAGCAGUGGCAGCCAAACCAGAGGAAGUAGCUGACACGGCUGCACCCACCACACAAGCACACUACACAGCUGACCCAAUGUACUAUGGGUACUACAUGCUUCCUGAUGGAACAUUCUGCCUGGCCCCACCACCCCCAGGGAUUGAUGCAACCGCCUACUAUAACAGCAUGCCCUCAGCUGCAGUGACUGCUCCGCCCACGUCUUCUGGAGCUGUGGCUCAGUUGGCCACAACACCCACCCCUCCAGAAACUGUCACUGUGGCACCACCAGCCACAGCCUCCUCUCAGGUCACCAGCUCUUCUGCUCCACCAAGUGCACCAGAAACCAGUUCAAAAGAUGAAGCUCCAGUGUCCACACCAGCACCACAAGCCAUCAUCCCCCCACCACCUGACACCCAGCCAGUCAUAGACAAGCUGGCUGAGUAUGUUGCUAGAAACGGUCUUAAGUUUGAGGCCAGUGUCCGUGCCAAGAACGAUCCACGGUUUGACUUUCUGCAGUCUUGGAAUCAGUACAACAGCUAUUAUGAGUUUAAGAAGAAUUACUUCAUGCAGAAGGAAGGAAGAAGCAUAGCAGAGAGUGAGACAGCAGAUGAUGAUGAUGAUGAUAAGUCAGACAAGUCACUCAAGGACUCAAUGCUAAAUAAAGCCUCCUUUGCCCCAAUCUGUUUUGCCAUCAAGGCUAAGGAAAAUGAUUUGCUGCCACUGGAGAAGAACAGAGUUCGACUGGACGACGACUCGGACGAGGACAAGUUGCUGGAUGAGGAGGGACUGGAGGCCAUGUUGGGUGGAGCUGAGAUGAUCGACAAGGAGCCUCCUCCAAUCAGUGCACCAGAGGAGAAGAAACCCUCUCUCAGUUUAGAAGAGUUGGAGGCAAAACAAGCCAAGCAGAAACUGGAGGAUCGUCUAGCAGCUGCAGCCAGAGAGAAGCUGGCCCAGGCGUCUAAGGAGUCCAAAGAGAAACAGCUACAGGCGGAGAGGAAGAGGAAAGCAGCGCUCUUCCUACAGACCCUCCGCGGCCCCUACGCUGGAGAGCCCGAGGCCAAGAGAGCUGAGCUCGACUCAUCAACACAGCUUGAGAUGCAAGAAGCCCUUUCUGUUCUGUCUGACCUUGCGCUGCCUCAUAUUUCCUCCGCAACGCCUGCGUAUCUUCAGGAUCAAAAACCUCCCACGGAGAUCCAAGGAGCCUAUCGCAGCAGGGAGGCGCCAACCUCCUCAUCCUCCUAUAGAGGAUCAGACCGAGACAAGGAUAGGGACAGAGACAGAGACAGAGAUAGAGACAGAGAUAGGGACAGGGACAGAGAGAGGGAAAGGGACAGGGACAGAGAGAGGGAAAGGGAUAGGGACAGAGAAAGGGAAAGGGAUCGAGACAGGAAUAGAGAUAGAGACAGGAACAAAGGCAGGGACAAAGAGAAAAAGAAGAAAAAACACAAGAGGAGGUCAAGGUCGAGGUCGAAGAACAGACAUGCCCUCCCCACUGCCUACAGGAAAGGCCGCCGGUCCCGGUCCCGUUCACACUCCCCGGGUAGAAAAGAGAGGAAGGGCAGCUCAUCAGAGAGGAGACGUGAAGAGAAGGAGCGGGACCGCUAUCAUCCCAGCAGCAGCAGCUCCAAUGUACCCAGGGGGCAUUCAAAAUCCAGGUCCCCGUCUGAAAAGAAGAAGCGCUUCUUGUCGUCCUCAGGACAGAUGCAAACUUUGGGUUCCUCUCUCUCUCCCUAUUCCUCACCCGGGAGGAUUUUAUCUCCAUCAGCUAGCCCCGCCUCCAGUCUGACCCACUCCCGGGAUGGUUCUCAGGAGAAAGACAAGGCGGUGUCCUCAUCCAUAGUAUCCUCUGUUCAGUCCAAAAUAACUCAGGAUCUGAUGGCCAAAGUGAGAGCCAUGCUGGCCACCUCCAAGACCUUCCAAGCCCCCAAUUCCUAAAGAGGACACGGCUUCUUAUUCGUCACGGCAACCUCGGCCAAUCUGCGGGCGGCGUUCUCCAGUUUCUUGGAGAUUUACGUGACCUGGAUCUGUUUCGGCCGUGUUCCUGGAUUCCUAAUUUAAUCUCGAUUUGAGCACCAACAGAUUCAGCCUGGCUGUGUCUUCCGCAGCGCAGCACGAGUGCAGCAAAGGUGCUCGUUAAGGUGAAAUAUCUGGUUUCACACCUGACCUGAGAAAAUCGUUCAUCAGCUGGGAGAUCAUGUCGACAGUUCUUUGAGGGGAGGCUUAAAUAAUGAUAAUGUUAUUUUGCAUCCGUUUGGAGACACGUUAUGUUUCUCCCACGUGCUGACAGUCAUUGUUUGCAGCAUUACCUAAAGCUGCUGGAGGUCUGUACUCUCUCCUUCUAUGAAGGGCUGCUUUGUUUUGAUCAUUUCAUUUCCAUCCACACUCAUCUGCUAUUCUCCGCUGCUGUCUUCCCUCUUAUUUCCUCCCCCAGCUGUCUUCUCUCUCCAGCACCUCACCCGUCUAACUCUGAGAAGCUGUUUUAAAUUUUUAUUCUGCCCCUCAAACUGUCUAGUACGUGGCCUUCUAUUUUUGUUCCCGGUUUGUACUGUAAUGAAUUUAUUGCAGAACUACUUUCUAAUGCAAACAGUAAAUAAAGUUUCAAACGUGAUUUA